UUAGUCAAUAUGGCUGCCACCAUGGAAAAGUAUAUUCUGUCUCGAAUGAGUAGUCUUCGGAAAUUAUAUUCAAUGUUUAAUUUCCGAAACAUUAAUGAAUUAACCUGUAUGUUCGUUGUUAUGUGUUUUUUGGUUGGCUCAUCGUUGGCAGACAACGGAUACGAGAUGGAAGACUUUUUAAAGAGGGAGUACUCGCUGACAAAGCCAUAUCAAGGGCUGGGCUCCUCCAGUUCUUCUCAUUGGGAUCUAAUGGGUACUGCAAUGAUCACUACCGAGACUGUUCGUCUGACCCCCGACUUACAGAGCAGGCAAGGAGCUGUGUGGAGCCGCAUUCCCUGUUACUUGCGAGACUGGGAGCUCCAGGUGCACUUCAAGAUUCACGGUCAGGGGAAGAAGAAUCUCCAUGGAGAUGGAAUGGCUUUAUGGUUCACCAAAGAACGCAUGCAAAUAGGUCCGGUGUUUGGGAACAUCAACCUGUUCACGGGCCUUGGGGUAUUUCUGGACACUUACCCCAAUGAAAACAAGAACCAUGAGAAGAAGCAAAAUCCUGCAACUCAGCGGGUGUUCCCAUACGUGUCAGCGAUGGUGGGGAACGGGACUCUGGCCUACGACCACGAUCGCGAUGGGUUGCCCACCGAGGUCGGUGGAUGCACCGCCCUGGUGCGCAACGUCAACCACGAGACCUUCCUCCUCGUCAGAUACUCCAAAAACAGGCUGACUGUAAUGCUGGACAUAGAUGGCAACCGCGAGUGGAAGGACUGUUUUGAUGUGUCAGGUGUUCGGCUGCCUCAAGGAUACUUUUUUGGAGCCUCCUCUGUAACUGGUGACCUCUCAGACAACCAUGAUCUCAUCUCCAUGAAGCUGUACCAGCUGAGCGUGGAGCGAUCUCUGGAGGAAGAGCAGGAGGAGGAGGUCACCGUCCCCAGUGUGGACAACAUGGGGCAGUUCAAAGUGGAGGUGCAGGAGGAGGGAAUGAGUGGAGUCCAACUCUUCUUCACCAUUAUCUUUUCCGUCCUCGGGCUCUUCGUCCUGGGCGUGGUCGCUGUCGUCGUGUACGGACGCUGGAAGGAGAACAGCCGCAAGAGAUUCUACUGAGACCCGAUCGAGCACUUGAGGACGAGAGGGAGUUUGAGAAUCCACACCUUUUUUUUUUCUUUUUUUUUUUUAAAUCAACAUACAGUGCGCCGAUCACUUUUCCUGACGUAGCUUUACCAAACAAAACCCCCUCGCUUCGAUACUUCGAUUGAGAAAACUGACCUCAAAAACCUGAACAACACAGCAGAAAGUACUGGAAAGUGAACCCGUUCAUUGUAAAUUUCCAUAAUCAUCUCAACCAGUUAUUUUCGCCUCAGUGUUAAAGGUCAUCUCUUACUGCUAUACUAAAGAGAAAGACCUAUUAGCUGCAAACUAGGACUGAGUGGCCGUAUCAACAUUUAGACAGUGAACAUAAUGGCUGUAACAAAAGUGCUCUGUUCUCUUUAUGUAAAUUGUUUCUGAUCUGUUUUGUGUUAUGCUUUCCAAUUGCACUGAUAUGAUGUGCCCAGUAUCAUGUGUCCAAUGGGUAAUGAGUUAUGUGUAUUAAGUGCCUAGUUCUGGACCUAAACUAGGUAUACCCUAACUUGUAGUGAUGGUUUGAGGAACCUUGUCUUUGUGAAACUAUAUUUUCAUUGUCUCCCAUUUCAAUGUACCACUCAGUUAUUCAUGUCUACCUUAGUUCUCUGUUAGAUCUAUACAUUGGAGAUGAACAAAACAAAUUUCAAUUAUGUAAACUUUAGUUGUUUUCCCCGUCAGUUGUAAUGCGGAGCAUACCGCUAAUGUAAUCCUGCAGAAAGUUUGUUGUAAAGCUGUUAUCUUACCAGUGAAGGAUGAGCAUAUUUAUUCUAAUUGAUUAAUGUAAUGCCUUUUAUAAUUCACUCUUGUCAAUCCAUUAGUUUUGCCAAUUGAAUCAGUUAGGGUUAGUUUUUUUUGCUGUGAAAGUAUUCAUUGUUUUUCAUCGUCUUUGUAUGUAGUUUUGUGAAAAGAAAAGCAUAGGGUCUCCAGUGUCGGAUGCCCAGGCUCACUGAAGGUGGUGUAAAGUUUCAAGUGCAUUGGAUACCGUUUGCUGUCUCGACGCUGUAUAGAUCUUCUCCGGACACUCAUUUGCCGUUGCCUUACCCAAAAUGCGUUGGUCCUGAAUUUAUGGAAGGGACCUCGCGUAUUGCCACAUCCAAAAUGUUUACUUCAAUGUUGUCCCUUUUUAUAGCUCAUCACUGGACAGUAUGAUGGGGAUUCCUGUGGUUUGAGAGGAUAAUUUAUUGUGUCCUUUCCUGAGCCAUCUUGUUGUGACACAAAUGCGUGAUUAUUUAACCCUUUAUGAUCGGGGGUGAUGAAAAUGUGAACGCUUAUAGGGUUUCAUCAAAGCUUGUUUUAAAUCUAUAGCUGGAUGUUCUUUUGUUAGUCUUUAAUGAGAAUGAGCACUGGUGUGUUACUGUGUCAAACCCUUUUUGAAUAAACCUUUGUAUGAUCUU
Molecule: messenger RNA, 2507 nt
Organism: Osmerus eperlanus (European smelt)
Lineage: Eukaryota; Metazoa; Chordata; Actinopteri; Osmeriformes; Osmeridae
Gene: lman2lb
Product: lectin, mannose-binding 2-like b
Exons: 10
Coding region: 10-1095 (361 amino acids)
Biological process (GO): endoplasmic reticulum to Golgi vesicle-mediated transport
Cellular component (GO): Golgi membrane; endoplasmic reticulum-Golgi intermediate compartment; COPII-coated ER to Golgi transport vesicle
Molecular function (GO): D-mannose binding
Source: RefSeq, a predicted model, not a curated record